AUGGCAGCAAAUAGAGCAAAUUUAGAACGUAUCUUUAAGCAAUUGGAUACCAAUGGUGACAAUAUUCUAGAUGUAAACGAAUUGUCUAUUGCCUUUGGAAAAGCUGGACAAAAGCCAUCUCUCUCUGAGAUUUAUGCUAUGAUUCAACAAGUAGAUUCAACUGGUAAAGGAACUGUAUCAUUCGAUGAUUUCUGUAAGUUGGUGGAAAGAGUUCAUAGAGGUGAAUUACCAUCAUCCACCGGUAUUGCUUCAUUAAUUAAAGGUGCUUGGGAAGAUUUUAUCGUCUCUGUCAAUAAACCUGUCGAAAAGAACAUUCCAACCAAGGUUUCAAAGAAGGGUAAAGGUGAGGCACACGCUGAAGCUCCACAAGGUGAAAAAUACAAAAUUGGAGGUAAAACUAAAAAAGCAACCUACAAUCAUUUACCACAAAAGAAAUCUUUAGUUGAUUUGCCAUAA
This is a messenger RNA of Heterostelium album PN500, 456 nucleotides long. RefSeq names its product EF-hand domain-containing protein. The transcript is spliced from 3 exons. Gene Ontology annotation, molecular function: calcium ion binding. The record is from RefSeq and is a predicted model, not a curated record. Bases 1 to 456 code for a protein of 151 amino acids. Lineage: Eukaryota; Evosea; Eumycetozoa; Acytosteliales; Acytosteliaceae.